AUGGAGAACAGUUCUUCCUACACAUCAAAAUUCAUCAACACAAGUAGGGACAACAGCCGGGACAAGACCUUCAUCACUAACAAGUACGAUGACGUCCUUGCCCAGAACAUGGUAAUGGCACUGGAUAAAGCCAUCCGGAAAGAACAAAGAACGGCUACAGGCGAGAGAUCUAAAUAAGUUCCAGACAUUUUACUACAAGGUUUAUUACCUGAAGUAUAUUACGCUGUAUAUAUACAUGUUCAUGGUCUUCUUUGAAGUCCCCUCCUGGUGCCUGGUUAAGAAGGGUAUACAGGACAGAAGAACCUGAGAUCCAGAUAUAUACCCUAAUUCAGGAAUUCCUAAACUUCCUUAUUAUGCCUCGAGGUCGAUUGAGUUAGUAUGACUCUUUACACUCUUGUUUUUCACAUAUUUUAGAAGAGCUUUCAGGAAGCCGACCAGAUUGGCAAAAACAAGAGAGCUGAUACAAUCGGUUCUGACUCUAGCUUCUGUGAUUGAUAUCAUGAUUGCUUUGAUUAGGCAGAAUUCGCUUUAUGUCAGCCAUUUCAUAAGAAUCUUACUGAUAGUCCUCUUCAUUCGGGGAUUAAGGGAAGCAAUCAAAAGAAUCGCACUUGUGAUUUAUGACUCUAAAGAGAUCCUCCUCAUGAUUAUUUCGUAUAUUGUGCUCUUUGGUUGGGUGGGGUACAGAUUAUUCAGAGGGACACAGCAGGGAGAAGCUUAUUUCUCCUCCCUUGUUGAGAGCAUUUGGAGUAUGAUGGUCUUACUUACAACAGCAAAUUUCCCAGAUGUUAUGAUGCUCGCAUACAAUGCUCAUAGAGGAUAUGCUCUGUUCUUUAUAAUAUAUCUCGUGAUGGUAUUAUUCUUCUUACUGAAUCUAGUCUUAGCAGUAUAUUACAAUAAUUACCGGACUAGAGUUGACAACACCAUUUCUAAAUUUAUGUCCAUUAGGGAACAAUUUCUGAAAACAAAGUUUCAUUCUCAUGAUGUGGAUAACAAGGGGCAUCUUACACAGAAUGAAUUUAAGUCAAUGAUUAAAGAUCUGUUUGAGCUAAACUUAAAAGCUGUCAAAAAGACGAACCUCAACAAGAUUGCAGCCCAGUUUAGUCACCGCUGAAGAGGUCAGAUAACAUUAGAGGAUUUCCUCAAUUAUUUUGAAAUUAUGGAUUUUGUGUCUUUAGAUAAUCACACCUCUGGAUCAAUGGUAGUUCAGAUAAGCAACAAAAGAAGGAAGGUUAAAAAUAUUGUUACGCAUCCAUUUUAUGAUCUAGGUAUGAACAUAUUUGUUGCUCUCAAUAUUGGCACUAUUAUGAUCAAAGAUAUGGUCGAGAUGUUUACUCAAAGCGGUACUAACGUACUUGCAUGGCUCAUAAUUCAGCUUAUAAUAACCUGGCUCUUCUUUGCAGAGAUGAUUUUCAUCUGCUAUGGGUUCGGAAUCAUAGAAGCUUUUAAAAGAAGGAACCAUCUCAAAAUUGAGAUACUUUUCCAGAUCAUCAUCCUCAGUGCUUUUAUAUAUUACCUGGUUUCAGACAACAGAGAGAUACUUUUGAGAUAUCUUGAUAUAAUAAUCAUCCUGAGAGGUUUCAGAUUAAUGAAGCUAUUCAACGAAAUCAAGCAAUGGAAGGUCAUUAUGAGAACUAUCUCUGCACUGCUGAAGCCUUUCUGGAGCUUAUUACUAGUCACUUUUGUGCUCUUCCUGCUAUUUGCGUCGAUUGGAGAUAGAGCUUUUGGUGGAUUGGAAAUCAACAAUCCUAAUGUGGUCCGAAACCAGAAUAUACCAGAUACAUACGUAGAAAUGAACUUUAAUGACGUAGCUAAUUCCUUUGUGACCCUAUUCACUCUGAUGGUUGUGAACAAUUGGUUUGUCAUAGUUGAUAUGUUUGAAGCAGUAACUGGAACAAUCUGGACUAGGCUGUUUUUCGUAAUAUUCUACUUCUUCAGUGUUUUGGUAGUCCUUAACAUCUUAGUAGCACUCUCUAUUGAUAUGUACUCAAGUAUUGAGAGCGUUAACUCUCAAAAUGAAGACAAAGAUGAGCAUAUUACUAUAGAAGACUCAAAUGAAGCAGCUGAAUCCUUAACUUCACUCUCCCAAGUGGUUGAUAAAUACAAGACUGUUCCUAUAAAGAUGGAGUCUGAUGGAGAGGAUGAAUCCUUCUACUUCCAGAACAAAGAGAGUGAGAGCAAAGAGGAAAAUUAUCACCUUCUCACUGAUAAGGAUGUGCAAUCUCCCAAGAUCCAAGCAUCAUUUGAUGAUUCAAAGACUGGUAGUAAGGACGAGGAAGAAAAGAAGGCUUAAUAGUUUUUAUUUUGAAAAUAAUUUUAGGA
Molecule: messenger RNA, 2319 nt
Organism: Moneuplotes crassus
Lineage: Eukaryota; Ciliophora; Spirotrichea; Euplotida; Euplotidae
Source: the annotation of a GenBank genome assembly